Amaranthus tricolor (Joseph's coat) is the source of this 474-nucleotide messenger RNA. RefSeq lists its product as uncharacterized. The coding region runs from base 31 to 369 and encodes 112 amino acids. The record is from RefSeq and is a predicted model, not a curated record. NCBI's taxonomy places the organism in Eukaryota, Viridiplantae, Streptophyta, Magnoliopsida, Caryophyllales, Amaranthaceae. The transcript has a single exon.
UACACACUCAAACUUACAAAUAACAUAAUUAUGCAGAGAAUUCUUUGCUUCAUCUUCAACAUCAUAGGUCUAAGAUCAAACAUUAAGGAACCAAAGAAGCUAAUAAGGUUGUCAAAUGAUCAAAAUGAUGAUGAUUUAUGUUGCGUAUGUUUGUCUAAACUGAUUAAAGAAGGAGAAGAUAUUAAGGUUCUUCCAUGUACGCACCAUUUUCACUCUUCUUGUGUCCACAGGUGGUUCGAUUCUGGCCGGAAAACAUGUCCGAUUUGCAGGUUUGUUGUUGAAGAAGAAAGGAAAGAAGAAGAUCUGAGUAAGGAGAUGGUUGUUUGGUAUUCUUCUUUUCAUGUUACUGGAUUUUCUGGUAUUUUCUAAGUAUUUGUUUUUGAGUGUAUUUUUAUAAGGUAAUCGGAAAUACUGAAAUAGGUCUCAGGCUCAAUCAUUUACUAAUGUAGUAGACUAGUAUAUAUAGUAUCUCAA